Sebastes umbrosus (honeycomb rockfish) is the source of this 3669-nucleotide messenger RNA. It is a transcript of the gene pskh1, whose product is annotated as protein serine kinase H1. NCBI's taxonomy places the organism in Eukaryota, Metazoa, Chordata, Actinopteri, Perciformes, Sebastidae. The coding region runs from base 1113 to 2423 and encodes 436 amino acids. Gene Ontology annotation, biological process: protein phosphorylation. The record is from RefSeq and is a predicted model, not a curated record. Gene Ontology annotation, molecular function: protein kinase activity; ATP binding. The transcript has 4 exons.
CCCCAUGUAGCCUGGUGUCUCUUGUUCCUCCUCUCUCUGGUGAUGAAGGUGGUCCUGAGUCCUGGGAGAAAAACACCGUCCAGAAAAGUUACCGACGGGACAGCUUGUGUAUGUGUCUCUACAGUCCCUUUCGUCUCCAAAACAAAACCAUGAAACUCCGGAAUUGACACAAAUGAAGUGAGGGAUUUGACUUGUUCAUCUUCGGGGGUAAAGUUGGUAAAGUAGUUGUUGAGAGAGAGAGAGAGAGAGAGAGAGAGAGAGAGAGAGAGAGAGUGGGGUGAGGAGGCUGGGCUUGGCUGAGCUGGAGUCCUGCCCUGCUGCUGCUGCUGCUGCUAGCAGGCUAGUUAGCAUCAGACACUCCGCUGUCUCCGAGAAGUAAUGAGAGCUUCCCUCCGCUGUUCUCCGGCCUGUGAUUCUCCAGGGGAGAGCUGCUUUAUCUGUGGCAAGAUCGCUGCUGACAUUGCAGCUUCCCCCAAUGGAUCGGAGCAUAGUUGAUGAUCUUAUUUUCUGUGGAAGUUCUGCCUGAAUGUUUCUGCAUUUCUCCUAAAGGCAAACACACCUGUUUUAGAGAACCUCUCUCCCUCCCCUGCUCUGGUCAAUCAUUUUUGUCCCGUGAGCAUCCAUACAAGCUGUACUCGUGCAGUUUUCUCUCAGACAUUCAACAAUUACACCAUCUGAGAUGGGGCCCUGGUAGGUUCUUCAAGGGGCUUGAGGUAUCCCCCUGCCAGCCGACUUCACAGCCUGUCUGUGCGUUCAAGACCCCCCAGCACAGGCCUGUAAAAGGAUACUGCAACAAAAAGACAACCAGUAAUACAGUACUGGCUGAUGGAGCCGAGACACAACGUGCUCAUCCAGAAUAUAUUCAUGAACUCUUGGACUUUUUAAACUGGACUUAAGUGGAUGUAUCGGGUGUAUUCAUGAACUGUGACUGCUGAUGCCGGCUCAUUGGGACUUGAGUGGGUGUAAUCGGCUUUAUUCAUGAACCCUCUGUCUGAGUCUGGGUACAGCCUGGAUGUUGGAUGCCCUGAGUGUGUUGAAUCAGCUGUUGCGGUGAUGAGGCAGGGCUGCUGGUGGCCUGUGUGGCUGGCUGGGCACUGGCCCAAGGUGAUGUGAUGGGGUGCAGGAACAGUAAGGUCCUCCCUGAGCCUCCAGGGGAUGUUCAGUUGGACCUCGUCAAAAAGGUUGAUCCUCCCCAACUUACUCAGACAGAUAUCUAUAAGCACUUCAUACGAGGGGAUGGCACUAGGAGCAAGAUGGGUGGGGCCGGUGGAGGGGGAGGUGACAAGGCCGUCUCCACCUCCCCGUAUCAGGCCCAGGCCCAAGCUGCCACUCCCACUGCUUCUGCCCAGCCCCCUAAGGACCCGUCCGAUCUGUCGGACCCUCAGCGGAAGAAGGUGGCAAAAUACCGAGCCAAGUUUGACCCCCGGGUCACAGCCAAGUACGACGUCAAAGCUCUGAUAGGUCGCGGGAGUUUCAGCCGGGUCGUUCGCGUGGAGCACAAGAGCACGCGGCAGCCGUACGCCAUCAAGAUGAUCGAGACCCGUUACCGGGAGGGGAGGGAGGUGUGCGAGUCGGAGCUGUGUGUUCUGCGACGCGUCCGUCAUACCAAUAUAAUCCAGCUGAUGGAGGUCUUUGAGACGGCAGAACGUGUCUACAUGGUGAUGGAGCUAGCCACCGGAGGAGAGCUCUUCGACCGGAUCAUUGCUCGCGGCUCCUUCACAGAGCGGGACGCCACGCGGGUGCUGCAGAUGGUGCUGGACGGCGUCAAGUACCUCCACACUUUAGGGAUCACCCACCGAGACCUGAAGCCGGAGAACCUUCUCUACUACCACCCCGGAGCCGAUUCCAAGAUCAUCAUCACCGACUUCGGUUUGGCCAGUAGCAGGAAGAAGGGAGACGAGUGUCUGAUGAAGACCACCUGCGGCACACCGGAGUACAUCGCCCCUGAGAUCCUGGUGAGGAAGCCCUACACGAACGCUGUAGAUAUGUGGGCGCUGGGGGUGAUAUCUUACAUCCUGCUGAGCGGAACCAUGCCAUUCGAGGACGACAACCGCAUGAGGCUCUACCGGCAGAUCCUCAAGGGGAAGUACAGCUUCUCUGGAGAGCCGUGGCCCAGCGUGUCCAACCUGGCCAAAGACUUUGUGGAGCGGAUCCUGACGGUGGACCCCAGCGAGCGGCUCACGGCCGGCCAGGCCCUCAAGCACCCCUGGGUCGUCAGCAUGGCCGCCUCCUCCUCCAUGAAGAACCUUCAGCGCUGCAUAUCUCAGAACCUCCUGAAGCGGGCGUCCUCGCGCUGCCACAGCACCAAGUCGGCCCAGUCCACUCGCUCCAGCCGCUCCACCAAAUCCAACAAAGCGCGGCGUGUGCGAGAGAAGGAGCUGCGUGAGCUGAACCGUCGCUACCAGCAGCAGUACAAUGGCUGAACCAUGGGACCGUGACGGGACUUUUUGGGGGAAACGGCACUACAAUGACUGAACUUUCACAACGACUACCACCAUUCAAAGUUGCUGCCAGUGUUAGAGGCCAAAACGGCUUCAAGUCCCAAAUCAUUGCCUUAAAAAUGACUUAAAUGACUAAAAGUAGAAUUAAGGUUGGGAAGUAACUGCUGCCAGUUGACAAUUCCUCUGGCGGUGUGUCUCCUGAUGAGCACAGAAAAAGGACACACCAGUAAAGUUUUGAACUCCAAGGGUGACAUCAUCUCUCCAUCCAUUCCUUCACUUUCUCUCUGGCAGGAUGGUGCCUUCCACUCCUUUGCUUUUUGUUCUUUCAAUCCCUGUGUCUCUACAUAUUUAUUUAUUAUUGUUGACAUGAUUAUUAGUCUCCAUUCAAGUGGUCACUGGAUAAUGACCUUCCACGAGGAUCUGUUGAACAGAGUUCUGGUUACUGAAGUUUCUGAGAAGAAAGGGAUACUUUUAGAAGAGGGGAAAACAAAAGUCCCCUUACUCAUUCCUGAUUGAAAAAUUGCUGUGAAUUUAUUAUUGUACUAAUUGUACAGACCUUGUGUUAAGAUGUGGCUAAUGCAAGCACACUGCAACAGAACCACACCCAUGAAGGUCAAAAUGAAGGGCGUAUUUUUUUUUUUUAUUAGUCAAUUGUAAGCUUAUCUAAUCUUGCCAUUAUUGCUCUGUUACUAUCAUUUGUUCUAAAGCUGUCAAAGAUUGUGAAGCUGUUUUGUGUUAAAUCUUCAAUGUAUUGUUUUUAGACAAUAGACCACACAGCCCCACUCCCAAUGAUGACGCAAUCAUGAAGUACCUGCUAUGAUCCCUUCGUGUUGAAGAGCAGUAUUAUAAUAACUCACUGUCUUUAUCUGAGAAUCUGACCAUUUAGGUUGUUGUGUGGUUUUCCAGUUUCAUCGUUGGUUACAGUGAGAAUGGCACAUGCAACGAUGAAGGCAAAGAUCUCUGCUGCCGGUUGCACCAGCUCUUUGUACGUUCAAACUUAGCCUGGUUAUAACACAAGUGGAGAUGAGCACAUCACUAAAUGAAAGCACGUGACAAAAAAAGUGUUACUAAAUAUUUACUACAACCUGUUCUGUAGCUGACUAAACCCACUGACAAAGCUAACGUUAGCUUGCUAAUAUUGACCCUUGAUCAAAAUAAAAAAAAAUACUUAAUGUACCUUAAAUUACCAAAUGUUAUGCCUAAAACGAACAUUUUAGCUUGGUUAGCA